AUGUGGAAAGCGAGUGUACGGUCAAGUGGUUAUCAAAUAUCUGUGAGAGAUGCAGCUUGUAAAUUCUGUUCGAUGACAACGACGGCUACAGACAAUGGAAAAAUCGGUACAAUUUGUGACCUUGAUGAUGGAGCAGUCAAACGAGAACUUCGUUGUGACGGAAAAAACUUUUCGUUUGAUUGUCCUACUGGUUAUCAACGUUCAUCGGAUGAUGCCGGAGUUGGUUUUUGUUAUAAAGUGGAUCCGACAAUUAAUGAUUCAAAGGAAGUUACACGUUAUACAUUAAAGAGAGCAAAUGUUCAAGAACAAGAGAAUGAUGAUAAAGAAAUGAUAAUUGAAAUAUGUGAACAUUGUGAUGUAAAAGGUUUUUUUUGGGAAAAAUUCGAAUUACACCACUUCCCAUCUGAUACUCAAGAACUAUCGGUGUCCAUAGCUGCAUCAUACUACGAUGAUAAACUGAUAUUACAAAUAGAUAAUUAUCGUCAAUCUGGAGUUAAUCGAGAAGUAUUUGUUGAUCAAUAA
Didymodactylos carnosus is the source of this 522-nucleotide messenger RNA. The record is from the annotation of a GenBank genome assembly. NCBI's taxonomy places the organism in Eukaryota, Metazoa, Rotifera, Eurotatoria, Philodinida, Philodinidae.